AUGGCUUCAUCAUCACUCUUGUUACUGUCUCGUUGUCGUUAUUUCUUGUUAAAACAGAAUAUUCAUCGUAGUUUCUUGAACCAGAAAGCCCUGUUAACAACAUCGCCGGUAAUUUAUCAAAAAGAAAUAUUUCUAGAAAAUGAACAAUCAAGUUCAGCGCAACCAAAACGACGCUUCCGUUUUUAUAUAUUUUCAACAGCAGCUGGUGCACUUAUAGGCACAAUUUAUGCAUUAGGUCACGUAAGAAAACACGACGGAAUAUCACCAGAAUAUAUAGUAAAUUCAGAUUUACUCGAUCGUCAAGCAAUGGAAAAACGUCCAGUGCCACCACCAGUAACAAAACAUGUCACUUUUAAUCGGUCACCGUUGAAAGAAUUUCCAUACAAAUUAACCUUAUAUCAAUACAUUACAUGCCCAUUUUGCUGUAAAAUUCGCGCCUAUUUGAAUUACAAUCGAAUUCCAUAUGAUGUUGUCGAAGUUAGUAGUGUUUUAGGUCGUGAAGUAAAAUGGUCGAACUAUCAAAAAGUGCCAAUAGUAGUUGUUGAAAAUGAACAAAUACAAUUGAAUGAUUCAAAUUUAAUUAUGUCAGCCAUUGAAUCGUAUUUUCGUAUACCCACAAAAACUUUUAAAGACAUUGCGCGUUUAUAUCAACCGGUUAUUGAACAAGACAAGGGUGGCAACGUAGCAUUCAAUUAUCCAAGUAAAUAUUUUCUCACGGAACCACUUGAAGAUUCAAGAAAAGAUCCGGGUAAACGUAUACAACGAGAAAAAUCGCGUCGUGAUGCCGAUGAUGAGAGCAGCCUCUUCUCAUCAAAGGUGACCGCAUCUGCUAAAUCUUCUCCACGAAGUGAAAAUCGAUUGAUAAAAGCGGUUAGUGGAAUUGUUGGUGGUGGUAAAAGUAACGACAUUGAUUAUGAUCGAAUUCCAAAUGAUCAAUUCAAAUUAGAGAGAAAAUGGCGUCAGUGGGUCGAUGACAAAUUUGUUCAUACACUCGCACCAAAUAUUUAUCAGUCAAUAACUGAAUCAAUAAAUAGUUUUAAAUGGUUCAGUCAAGCUGGUGAAUGGGAGAAAAUAUUUCCAUGGUACCAACGAUUUUUUGUUAUCUAUGGUGGUGCUUUGGCUAUGUACGCAUUUAGUGGAAAAUUAAAACGAAAAUAUAAUUUAAAACCAAAUGUUAGAGAAUCAUUCUACGAUUGUGCGAACGAGUGGUGCAAAGCCGUGGGUAAAAAACAAUUUUUAGGUGGUGUACGACCAAAUUUAGCUGAUAUUAGUUGUUAUGGUAUUUUAACAUCCAUAAAAGGGACUCAAGCAUUUGAAGAUCUAUUAAAUAACACGGACAUUCAACCGUGGUUUGAAAGAAUGACACAAAUAGUUGAACAACAAGAAAUUUUUUCCUUGUUCUGCGCAUUUUUUUGGCUGUUAUCACUAUUAGUAUCGUCUAUGCUAUGGUUUGCUGUUGUACCACUACGCAGUGAACUGGCAUUCGCUGUACCAUUCUCUGUUAUCUUUCAAGAAUUCUUUCGAUAUUUAUUCUAUUUAGUGAUCAAACGAGCUGAAACAGCGUUACAAUCUGUUCGCUUACAAGAAUUGGCAGAAAAAGGAAUGAUAUUCGAUAGAUUUGCUGUCGCAUACGCAUCUGGUUAUGGAUACGGUUUAAUUAGUGGGGCAUUUGCAAUUGUUAACGUUUUGUCAGAUAUGGCUGGACCUGGUACAAUUGGUAUUUCUGGUCAUUCACAAGAUUUUUUCCUGGCUACAGCCUUUUUGACGUUGGUAAUUAUCUUAUUGCAUACAUGUUGGGGUGUUGUAAUGUUCACAUCAUUAGAUAAAAUUGGUAUUCAUCGAUUUGCUGGACCAAUUGUUGUUCUUCUAGCGCAUAUGCUUUUUUCAUGUCUCACAUUAUCAAAUCGAUCCAAAACGCCAACGUAUGCUAUUUCGCUGGUAGCUGGCUAUGUAUUAUUGUUGGUAAUGAUAUUUUAUACGUUUGCAUUAAAAGGUAUCACGUUUAACAGUUUCAGAAGAACAUUAACAAAUCAUAGACGAACAACAACAUCGUUAAGAUAG
Molecule: messenger RNA, 2061 nt
Organism: Didymodactylos carnosus
Lineage: Eukaryota; Metazoa; Rotifera; Eurotatoria; Philodinida; Philodinidae
Source: the annotation of a GenBank genome assembly